CGUCGUAUUUCCCCGUACAUAUUUGCAACAACGGUGAUGUGUAAUGUGAAAAAUUGCUAUUAAAAAUGUUAGUACAGUGAAACAAUAGCAUCAUGGUUAGAGUUUUUCAUUAAUAAAGCUAUUUUUCAUCGCUGUCUGCUGUUGGUUUAUCGAACAAAGGCAAAACGAUUUGCUUUCAUAGGAGCUUCACACCCUUGUUAUGUUAAUGGAGUGCAUCUUGAUAACACCCAAAGACAAAGUGAAAUCAGUGAAAAACCACGUUAAAUAAGCCGCAGCCGCCGAUCAAAAACAGAGCAUAGAAUAACCCGACAGCACGGAAGUGAACUCAUCGAUCAAAGAGCCUCAGCAUCCAGAGCAGCGCUUUUCGUUGAUUGUUGAGUUUUGUUUUUUUGAGUUUUUACCCUUUCGUUUCGGGCUUCGGUCGACGGAUUCCAGUCGGAAGGAGAGUACUUUAAAAUUGCAAAUCGUCGACCCUAGCGAGCGUAAGGCAAACUAAGCAAAACCACACCACCAACCCAACGAUGGCGUCCAGUCCGCGAGCCGGUGGCGGUGCCCAGCGUCCGAAUGGUGCCACACAAAACAAGAUUUGCCAGUUCAAGCUGGUCUUGCUGGGUGAGUCGGCCGUCGGCAAGUCGUCGCUGGUGUUACGCUUCGUUAAAGGUCAGUUCCACGAGUACCAGGAGAGUACGAUCGGGGCAGCCUUCCUCACGCAAACAGUUUGCAUUGACGAUACGACGGUGAAGUUCGAGAUCUGGGACACUGCGGGACAGGAAAGGUACCACAGUCUCGCUCCAAUGUACUAUCGAGGUGCUCAGGCGGCUAUCGUGGUGUACGAUAUUCAAAAUCUGGAUAGUUUUUCCCGUGCUAAGACGUGGGUUAAAGAGUUGCAGCGACAGGCAUCGCCAAAUAUUGUGAUUGCGCUAGCCGGCAAUAAGGCCGAUCUCGCUAAUAGUCGCGUGGUCGAUCUCGACGACGCCAAGCAAUAUGCGGACGACAACGGACUACUGUUCAUGGAGACAUCGGCCAAGACCGCCGUUAACGUUAAUGAUAUCUUUCUUGCAAUAGCUAAAAAAUUGCCUAAGAAUGAAGGCACAGGACCUCAGCAAAACAUAAGACCUACCCAGAACGAACAGAGCCGACAGAAUAGCGGCUGCUGCAGCAAGUGAUGUUAUUCAGCUGCAAUCGUAUUGUUAAUUGUAACAAAUAACAACAAGGAAUGUUUGAAAAAAAUUGUCGUUACGAUUGUAGUAGGAAAUAAGCAGGAUUCCAACCUAGUUAUGAUAAACCAAGAACAACAGUAAGAAAAAAAAACACAUAAGCGAUCUAUUCCGACCCUCAAUACACAUAUACACACACACUCACCAAUUUAAAAAAAUUAAAAAACCAGGAACCGUUUAUGAAAUACUGACAAACAAAAUGCUUGGAGCCGCAAUAGUCAUCAGUGUUUAUUAUUGCGCAAAGGAAAAGCAAAAAUCAUGCGUACCACAAACACACACACAUUAGGAACACCAGAACGAGAAACUUCAUUCAAAUUUUUUCAGCAAAUAAGAGGAAAAUACCAGAUCGUUUGUUAGUAGAUUGUGAAAUAAAAUGGAAACACCCAACACACACACACAAACACACAACACAGCUUAUAAAGUUGAUAAAUCUAACUUUACCAACCAACCACAAUUAUAACAGCAGAAAAUAGUGCAUCCCAAUUUAAUAAUUGAAUAAUAAUAACGAGAGAAAAAAAAACAAGAAAAACAAUCCCUCAGCUAAAGAAAAUACAACUCAAACUAAAUUUACUACCUACCUAGUAGAUUAUUUGUUUUAAGUUCUCCGCAUAUAUUUUUCACUGCUUCUCUUUUUUUCUCUAUUCCCAUCGAAUUUGUUAAUUUUCUCUGCCUCCCUUAAUUUUUUUCUUCCUAUUUCCCACUAAUAUAAACCAAUCUUCGUGGAUAUAUAUUUAUUGCUAAACUAAACACCUGAAUAUAUUAUGAAAAUAUAUUUAAAUAAAAAUAAAAACGAUCCUGAUAAUAGAACAGCUUUCAGUUACGCGCCGUAGCGCGUUUGAGGAUUUAAAUUUCUGCUCACAGUUGUGCAUGUGAGGAGAAUAAAAUUGCAACACAGACAGACAGAGACACACAUAUGCCCGCGAACGUACACACAUACUACAAUUUAUGAUGGUAAUGCAUGUAGAUUUAACAAAGAAAAACAACAAGAGUCUUUUUCCUUGUUAUGAUUGUUUAUUUCCCCUCCCGCUUCCCCUCGCCCCCUAGAACAGUUUUUAUUUUAUGAUAUAUUUGUAUGAUAAACUAACUGAAGGAUAUAAAAGAAAAAUGUAUAAAACAAUUAAAGGCGUAGUGGUUAAAUAAAACAAACAAACAAAACAAAAAAAAAACAACGCGAAGGAAUCUGUGCUACCUUAGGUUCAUAUUAUAUCUAUUUACUGCUGGCGUAUGAUGAAACGUGACGGUGACGAUGGCCAACAAAGAAGGCUCUGCAGCACGCAUUUACACAACUACAACAACAAAAACAACAACAACAUUCGCGCCGCCGAGGGAAGAUCGAAUCGAAUCGAAUCAAAAACGCAGAGAAGCAAACCCCAAUCACAUAUAGUAGGCUAUGCUCCAUCAUAUAUGCGCGCGUUUAAAUUUUUUUUAUCUUCUUCGGAAUCGAACAAAAGUUGGUCACCCUUCAUUCGAGAGGUUUGCAAAAAUAUAGAAAAAAGAAAAGAUGUUAGGAACACUACACACAUACACGUACACGUACACAUACACACAUUUAGGCGAUAUCAACCGAUGUGAUGAGCGAAAACAUAAAUGUAUGAGUUUGAUAGGUGAUUUAUUUUUUGUCCUACUACUAAACAGUAUGGUUCAAGUAAUCAAAAAAAAAAAGGAUAGAUGGAAAAAUAUGAUCAAAUAUUUAAUGUUAAAAAAAUUUACGUUUUUAUACUUUCUUUGUUCGAGAAUUGUCCCUCCAAUCUAUCGGAUGCUACACCAUUCUAGCUAGCUAGCCAGUCAGUCGUCGGUGACGGUGUGGAUGGCCAUGGCACACAGAGAGCGCAUGGGCCGCUAAAAAUUUCGUUUUCUCCGGGCGCGUUCGCCCUUUCUUUUUACGUAAACACAAGUAGCACUACAAUACAGUGAUCCAAUUGAUAGCAGAAAGCAAAUAACAAAAAACAAGUAAACAAACAGAAACAGAAUAAACUAAACAACAAAACCAAUAGAGGAAAAAACACCGAUGCUGAGAGAAAUAUGAGCAAAAGUUUGAAAUAAACUGACAUUCCUUUUUUUAAACGAAUUGAAAAUUUCUUGGAAGGUCCUUGUGGUUAAAAAACACAGGAACAUAGAAGAAAACAACGCGAUACACAAUGUAAUGAAAUUUGUGGGAAAUGCAAAACCCGAAAACAUUUGGAAUGAGAUUGAGGACACAUUAUUAAGCAAAAACAGAGAAAACAAAAGAUUUAAAAAUGAAAAGCAGGAGCAGGUGAUGUCAAAUAAAAACGCAAGAAAAAUAAAAUGGUAAAUGAAAAUUGUAAA
This is a messenger RNA of Sabethes cyaneus, 3524 nucleotides long. RefSeq names its product ras-related protein Rab-5C (gene Rab5). The record is from RefSeq and is a predicted model, not a curated record. Gene Ontology annotation, molecular function: GTPase activity; GTP binding. The coding region runs from base 522 to 1166 and encodes 214 amino acids. The transcript is spliced from 6 exons. NCBI's taxonomy places the organism in Eukaryota, Metazoa, Arthropoda, Insecta, Diptera, Culicidae.